Laetiporus sulphureus 93-53 is the source of this 501-nucleotide messenger RNA. RefSeq lists its product as uncharacterized. Bases 1 to 501 code for a protein of 166 amino acids. The record is from RefSeq and is a predicted model, not a curated record. The transcript has a single exon. NCBI's taxonomy places the organism in Eukaryota, Fungi, Basidiomycota, Agaricomycetes, Polyporales, Laetiporaceae.
AUGGCGACGGCGGUGGUGACCUCGACGGCCAUGACAACCUCAACCAUUCUUCACCAUGCUUCACAGACUGUUGCACCAACGCAGCCGACAAGCCCGCCCAUUGUCCAAAUUGUUGAAUACCUGUCGUCAUCGUCUUUGGUCGUCAUAUCAUUCAUUGGACGAAGCCUCACAGCGCUCCUUCGCAACGUCGUUGCGCCCUUCUCCGCAAUUUUGGUGUCGAUUUAUACCCCUCUCUCAUUCAUCCUCGCACCUCUAUUUCUGUUUUUGAGGAUUGCGCUCAACGCGCUCAUCUUGACUCCAUGGUCCAUACUCGGCAAUGUCCUCGUAUACCUAUAUCCAUUAUACCUCUUCGUUGGCACAUCCUGCAUAGCUGCAGGUCUCGUGGGCCUUGCAGCGCGUCUCGUCGCCAACUUCAUCAAAUCUGUCAUGGUCUCUCCCGAGCCUCCCUCGCAGGCGGUACCGAAUCCACGCAAGCACGUGUCAAUCAAGGAGGAAUUCUGA